AGCGGAGCUGUCAGACUGCGAGGAGACGCGGCUGAGCAAAGACUGUGGGCUGAAGUGACUAAUGGGAUCCACCUCACUCCAUCUGAAGAGUGCGAGCUGAUAUCACGGGUGAUUAUCACCCGUCUAAUGCGCACAACAGGACCCAUUUGAACCUAAUAAGACAGCUGUGCAGGCUUUCGUCGGGUUUGUGGACUAUCGGGAUUAAAACAAAGGGUUUGGAUUCAGGAGACUCACCUCUGUGGUGGAUGAGGUGCCAUCACCGCUCUUUUAAAAAGACGAAUAAUCGAAAGCAAUAAGCCUGUUCGAGUUCAUCCGGAGGGGCAAGACAAGCCACCACUCCCGUCUUUUUUCUUUUUUUUUUUUUUGGUUUGUUUUUUUUCCCCCAGGACGCAAAUGUCUCCAGAGCACAGGGACGUCACUGGAUUGUAACACCAGCAGCCUCGCCGAUGGUUUAAUAGGGCGUUAAAGUGCGGGAAGGGAGUGGGACAACUACAGGAUGAGUGAGCCAUACCCGCAGAUUGGAAGCAAAGGAGCUCUACUUCUAAUGGUGCUUGUCAUGAGCGUCUGGGAGAUGUCUGUACCAGCAGAAGCAACAACAGCAGCCCACCAUGUUCGAACUGGCACCUGCGAGGUGGUGGCGUUGCACCGCUGCUGCAACAAGAACAAAAUUGAGGAGCGGUCGCAAACUGUGAAGUGCUCCUGCUUUCCCGGACAAGUGGCAGGCACCACCAGAGCUGCCCCAUCGUGCGUAGAUGCGUCAAUAGUGGAACAGAAGUGGUGGUGUCAGAUGCAUCCGUGCCUUGAUGGGGAGGAAUGCAAAGUUCUUCCUGAUCUGAAAGGUUGGAGCUGUGCUACAGGAAACAAGAUCAAAACCACUAAGAUUUCUGCUGACAGAGACCAGCUUUGGUAACGUCAGAUGCUUCACAGCGGCGUCCAGGUUGAACCAACAGUUCUGGCCCGCGGGAUCAUCAAAGGAGAAGAGAGUAAUGCAAAGGACCUUUCUGUAAAUAGAGACAUCCUUUCUUCUGGAGUGCAGUUAAACUUUGGAAAACUUUGAAUGCUUCUUCCUGAACUCUAUGGACAUCAAAAAGAGGAGCAGAUCCCAUUAAAAGUACUGAUCAUUCAGCGUUCCUUUUCAAAGGACUCCGUAUGACUAGCCUUACCGGACAACAGGAUUUAAUCUGACAUUGUGCUGCUUGUAGUAGAAUACAACGGUGAACUUUGCCUAUAUGUUAUUUAUAGAGUAAUACCUCGUUCACAGGUUUUUUUGCAUCACAUGUUGUCCAGGGUGAACAGCAAGUCAGUAUGUCGUAUAAGCAUUGCAAAUAUCGAACACAAAAUGCAUCGUGGCUUUCUUCUCUAACAGAGUGUACUUUGAAAAGUUUAAUAUGGGUUAAAUAUAUUUAAAUGGGGUGGUUUUCAUAGAGAUACACAGCCACAAUCAAGAGGAAUUCAACCCAAACGCUAAAACAAGGACAUGUUACAUGAAACCAGCACUUUAAAAAAAAAUGGCACCAACUGGUCAAACCUACCAGCUGUUACCAGACAGCAAGAGGAAACCAUGUGUGGCCUGAAGGUCCUCUGAAAAUCAUCCUGUCAUUUCAAGCCACUUUUAUCAGUUUAAAAUAUAUUGUUUAUUAUUAUCAUUAUUAUUAUUAGUAUUAAUCUUUUUUGGAAUAUGGCUCGGGAGUUCGAAUUUUUGACAAGAGUUUAGUGUAAAUUAAACAGCAUCUGACAGCAGCGGUCCUGAAGCUGUUUUCAACUAGUUACUCAAGUAUGAUUUUCUGAUCACCUUUUAGUAGG
Messenger RNA from Maylandia zebra (zebra mbuna), 1803 nucleotides. NCBI's taxonomy places the organism in Eukaryota, Metazoa, Chordata, Actinopteri, Cichliformes, Cichlidae. The record is from RefSeq and is a predicted model, not a curated record.